GGGAGAAGCUAGGAAAGAGAGGAGGGGGUAGGAAAGGUCGGUGGUCGAACUGCGGUCGCUAUUGGAUGGAAGGGAGUAGCAAUCAAGGGUAUAUGCCGAAUGCCAGUGGGGGAUUCGCACCGAUUGGACCUGCGCAGUUGAACCCUGCAACUAAUCCACCGCCUCCGGGUUUGUUCCCACAGCAGUUUAGCGUACCACCGGCGAUUCCGGCGACCAUGCCAGCUCAAUUCCAAGCUCCACCACAAGGCCAAUGGCCAGGGCCGCCAUGGCAUGGCAUAAGGCAAUGGCCUUCGAUCCCACAAUGGAAUGUGUCGCAGAUGCCGAUGGUGCCGUCAACGAAUCAGCAAGCCUCCGGGCAUACGAAUCAGGGGAGCGGCUCGUCCAAUCGCAAAGCAAAGGGACCUGUCGCGAAUAUGUUCCCCGGCUCCGGCAACCGGGCUUACUUCACGAAGGAGUAUAUGGAUAUCCUGGAAGGUAUCAAGAUGGAUAAAGCUCUAGACGAAGCAAAGAAGAAAAUUGCGACUUCAAGGAGAGGGGGAACUCGCAUUACGGAGCUACCAUGUGAUCGCAGCCGAAGUGAGCAUCGCACCGGAGGGAGGAGUGAGAAGUCGGAUAAAACCGACGAAAUGAAAGCGUGGGUUACCUCCACGGUGGGGGAUUCGUUGAAGUGUAUCAUUGAGAAACUGGCAGCAGUAGACAAGAAAUCAAAAUUGACAUCGGACGAGGAGGAAGAGUUGGAACGACUUAGGAAGGAGAAAACUCGUUCGGAGAAGGUUAGUACGGACUCCACAAGUAGCGAGAAGCGUAAGGGAGGAGGGGGGGUGUGCCCACCGGUGAUCAACUCACCAUCCGCGAAUCGGGUUAAGACUCGGGCACGUGGUAGUGCUAAGGGAAAAUCAAGAUCGAAACGGAUUGAUGUGUCAUCAGAACAAGAAGGGCAAGCCGGAGUCAAGCAAAAUCUUCAAGCUAAGAUGGAAGGGAGCGGCGAGCUAGGUGAUAUUAAGAAGAUGCUGGCUGCGCUAAUGCAAGGGUUGGGGGACGAAAAAGGCAAGGCGAAAGUCGUUGAGCGAGAGCCUGUUAAGUAUGCGCCCUCGGAAAGAGACGACGUGGACUUGGUGCAGAAUGCUACCUGCACUGAAGAUGAAGAAGAUGCCGAUGAUAGGGGCCUUGCAGCCUACAUAAUGCUACGCUUGGACUUCUACCAGUCUCUGCACUACUCCAAAGUGCAAGAGAUGUGUAAAUAGAAAGGUAUCCAGUAUUACCGUAAGGAAAUGGGAGCCUAGGAACUCGCCAGGCUGGACCUUCAGGAUUACGCCGAUCAGCUGAACGCUAAUGAAUCCACGGUUGUUGU
This is a messenger RNA of Chara braunii, 1351 nucleotides long. NCBI's taxonomy places the organism in Eukaryota, Viridiplantae, Streptophyta, Charophyceae, Charales, Characeae. The record is from the annotation of a GenBank genome assembly.